Grus americana (Whooping crane) is the source of this 10552-nucleotide messenger RNA. It is a transcript of the gene NCALD, whose product is annotated as neurocalcin delta. The record is from RefSeq and is a predicted model, not a curated record. Gene Ontology annotation, cellular component: cytosol. Lineage: Eukaryota; Metazoa; Chordata; Aves; Gruiformes; Gruidae. The coding region runs from base 330 to 911 and encodes 193 amino acids. The transcript is spliced from 4 exons. Gene Ontology annotation, molecular function: tubulin binding; actin binding; calcium ion binding. Gene Ontology annotation, biological process: calcium-mediated signaling.
GCCCUUGGUGUUUGGGUUGUCCGGGCGCCCGUGAUGGUUCCAAUGUGCGCGCAGUAUGACAGAUGACCUAUUGAAAUAAUUUCGGAGCAGUGCUGGGGUUGCCAGGACAACCAGUGCUCCCUGGGCUUGCGCCGGGCCAUGUGACAGCCGCCUUGACGUCAGCUGGAGGCAGAGCCCGCGGUUUCGGCCGCGCAGCCAAAGCCUUGUGAGAACCUAGUGGAUGCUGGAUUUAUCCCCGCCGCCGCCGCUGCUGUUUCUCAGGGGCUGCCAGAGCAUGGACUAUUAAAAACUUGCAUUUCUGCAGCGUGAGUUAAUAUUUUGACACCAAUAUGGGAAAGCAAAACAGCAAACUACGCCCUGAAGUCAUGCAAGAUUUGCUAGAAAGUACAGACUUUACAGAACACGAGAUCCAGGAGUGGUACAAAGGCUUCUUGAGAGACUGUCCAAGUGGACAUUUAUCUAUGGAGGAGUUUAAAAAAAUAUAUGGGAACUUUUUCCCUUAUGGGGACGCUUCUAAGUUUGCGGAACAUGUAUUCCGCACUUUUGAUGCCAAUGGAGAUGGAACAAUAGAUUUCAGAGAAUUCAUCAUAGCCUUGAGCGUAACGUCGAGAGGUAAACUGGAGCAAAAGCUGAAGUGGGCAUUCAGCAUGUACGACCUUGAUGGGAACGGCUACAUCAGUAAGUCAGAGAUGCUGGAAAUCGUGCAGGCAAUCUAUAAGAUGGUUUCUUCUGUAAUGAAGAUGCCAGAAGAUGAGUCGACACCAGAGAAGAGGACAGAGAAGAUCUUCCGUCAGAUGGACACCAAUCGCGAUGGAAAGCUCUCUCUGGAAGAGUUCAUCCGAGGCGCCAAGAGCGAUCCAUCCAUAGUCCGUCUCCUGCAGUGUGAUCCCAGCAGCGCCGGGCAGUUCUGAACCUGUUCUUUGGAUUAAUUAUGUAUCUGCUUUUUUUUUUUUUUUUUCCUUGCCAAACAACAUUCAUGGUAGUGUUGCCUCUGUAUGGCCAAUUAUGCCUUCUUUUGUGGCAUCUUAUAGCUUCUUUUGUUGUGGAUUAAUUAUAAGAAUGCUGAAUUGCUCUUAACAAUUUGUCCAGAGCACGGGCAGUACUGUUUUAAACAGAUAUUGUGGUGUUAUCAUUGUUUUAAAGAUUUCAUUUUGGUUUUUGUUUUAACAUGUCUAUUUUGGAAAGUACGCGUUGAGAAGGAGGAAACCAACAACAAAACCCUUGGCAGCAAGACACACUGACAGAUUUUUAGAUUGCUGCUUUAGUAGCUGAGUAUUCACCCGCGGGACCUGAAAGUGUAGUAGAGGUUGAACCAAAGGGGUUGUGAUGGGUGGGGAAGGAUUCACCUGGAACCUCCUCUCCUGUCCAGGAGGCACCAGUUAAGGUCAAAGACAGGAGUGGGAAGAAGUAUAAAAGUGCAAAAUGGGUGCAGGGUGUAUUGUCCACACCCCUGCUUCUACGCCUCGUUGUUUCAAUGCUGUGAACAUUUUCCAGGUUGUGAAGGAGAAGGGAAAAAACAAAGAUGGACAGUUUUUCCUAGGUUUACAGUGGUUGAUUUUGCGUGGCUUUAUCUGAAAAUUCAGCAAUUUGCAAUCCUGAUCCCCAAAUCCACAACUGAUGAUACCUCUUGCCAUUUGGGAUCAGCAAAGGCAGACACAGAUAUGGAAAACUGGGUCUUGACAAUGAAUUUAAGGGAGAUAUAUGUUGAAUGUGAAAUUUUCAGGUUAGUAAUAAAGCAGUUUCUGCUAAGGAGAGUGGGCAUUCACGUGAGGAACUCACGGACACGCAGCUGAGGCACAUCUGCUGUUCUGAAUGCUCUUGCGUAGUAUGAAGUUUUGGGGGGUUUUUGUCUCUCUCCACGUAGCUAACGGAGUUUCUGGGCCUUCCCUUAGGGGAAGGCCGUCAUCAAAACUUGUUUUAAACAUAAAAUUGUAGCAUUUAUAUUUCAUUUAUUUUAGUAAAGUUCGAAAAAUCUGUACUGAAACAAGGAAAUGGUACGCUUUAUGGUAUAUUUAUAUAUAUAAAAAAUUAAAACAAAAAAAAGAUCAGCUCUUGAGAGAAAUGUUGAAUGUUUAUCUUUUCACCUAGAUGCAGGAGUUCUGAAAUUUGCUGCUGCAGAACUUUAUCCUUUGGUCAAAGUUGCUGUAUGCAAAGCUAGUACACGUACAUGGGAUUUCUUAGGGACUUUACAAGCGCUGCUGCUGCAACGGAAAAGCUUUAGCGACAGGAGGCAUUAUGCUGACUAAAUCGGUAUUAAUCUGUCAUUAGCUAAAGUCUGCUCUGUGAUGCUGUUGGAGAGGUACCCAUGUAGGCUGUGCACAGCGUUGGGAAUUCGUGAGCUCGUUAGAGUAACCUUUGUCUGACAGGCAAGGUUGGCUUUUUGUCAAGUGACCUUGUAGAUGCUAAUCCCCAGUAGCCUUAAUUUAAAAUAAACUAAGUAAAAUAAGUCUGCUUUGCAGAUGAUGAUUAGCUAAGUACUAAUUAGAAGUCAUGAAGAAGUAGCCGAGUAUGAAUAAUUUUUUGUUGAACACUAGCUAUCAUGUACAAUAACUGAGAGAAAAAAUCCUAGACUUAAUUUUCCACACCGUUUGCUUUGCCAGGUGUGAAGUACAGAGCAUAUUAAAAUAAAAUAAAAAUAAAUUGAAAACAACAUUGCUAAUCAGUUGUACUAAAAUUAUUUUGAGUGGCUAAUUACACACUCAAUAAAUGUCUUCAGGCACACACCUUUCUCUCAAAUGAUCACAGAAAUCCAGUUGAUGAUAUAUUCCCAUUAUAUUAAUCAAAAAAAUGAGCAGAGGUAUGUGGGGAAGUGAGAAAGCAAAAGAGGCCCAACCACAAACAGAUUUCAAUCCCUAGUGCUUUUAGCUGUUCCAAGCAUCACUGGCAAAUUUUGCACCAAUUCUUUCAGCUGAUGGAAAUGUUCUAUAUCUACGUUCAUUAGACACCCUGUGCACAAAUCUAACCCUUCAAAGGAGAGCCUGUGCCUACAUUCUUCAAGGUAAUUUUCUGCUUUACCUGGAGAGGUUCUGGCACUCUCUCCCAUAUCCAUCACCUCCUGUAUAUUCAAAGCCAUGUUCCCUCUCAAUUGUUUUGAGGGUUGCUUUUCAGCAGGACGAGCCUGGCCAGGCUGCUGGGGGGUGCUGCAGGAAGGUCAGUGAACAGGCGCUGAUCAGCACACCCUCUGUCAGACGGGAGCGACCAGUCCCGCUGCCCCAGCCGCUCCCGGGAUGCUCCAUCACCACUCCUGCGCGGGCAGGACUAGGUGACGCUAGAGGAACCCCGCUGAACUUCUAACGUACCGGCUCAGCGCAGGCACCCAGAUCCAAAGCAGCCCAGACCUACAGAAGCUGGCAUUUACUGAAGGUGAACUUGGAUACCUUCUGCAGUUCCAUCUUCUUCUUAAUGCUGUGAAAGCAGUUGCAUGUGACCAAAACUUUUAAAAUGUUGCCUUUUAUUUAAGUAAGUGACUGCAUUCCAUCUCUUUUUUGUUUUAUAAGAUAUUUCUGUCCCAGAAUCUAAUCUCUCAGUUUGUUUCUGCUCAGCAGUUCUGGGGCUUUGGGGCCAGGCUUGCUUCACGUGACAGUACUGUACAACACGUGCUUGAAAACACAACCUGCGAUAUGACUCCAGGCCAGCAGAGAUGUAAUUCUUCCCACAGUUCACAAAAUCUGGAAGAAUAAGAAAUAGCCUACAGCUGCAGAGGACAUAGCUGGAGAUAAGACUACUGUAUAAACAUUUACAGAGUGAACUAAGGUUAUUCUUUUACCUGACUACCACUGAUGACUGGUAUUGUUUUAAAUUAUUAACUAUCGUUUUCUUUCUCUGGCUCUGCACAUACUUUAAAAGUGAUGCAUAGCUGGAGUUGUGAUAGGAACAUCUGCAGACCUCAGAUCAGCAGGACAGCAGUGGUGUGCUGCGCCUCAGAUUGGAAUUUUCUGCUUUGCUGCCAUUCGCAUCAUAAACUUUUUGAAGACAAAAUGACUAUCCUGUAUAAAAUACCACAGCGAGUUAGACACUUUCAAGCCAUCCAUUAGCAAUAUUUCCAUACAAGCAGAAUGGCAGACAGCCCACACUAUUUCACAUCACCUCUCAAUUUUGUUCUCCAGUAUUAGUUGCAUGCAAAAGAGGUAACCUUCACUCACCUGUUGUCGAAAUGAAUUAUUGAGUACAUCCCGCAUCUAGAUUAAAUCCAUGCAAAAGUCCCAUUUAUCCAGCAUUCCCAGUCAGCUUGCCAAACUCUGGGCCAGCAGAUGUGAAGUGAGGACGAUGGCUUGUGCAAUCUGCAGCACCCUGUGUUUGUUUUAGGGUGCUUUGGGAAGGGAAAUGGGAACACAACCCUUGUAAAACCAGCACACGUGUUUUCGUGAGCACUUAUGGUUUGAGAGGGACAGAAGAAAGAUCUAUGUUUCAACAUUAAUUGAAGCCCUGUGAGUUCACGGCAGUGGAUGUUCCUGAGGAGCUGUGCUGUUCCUCUUGCUGUUCUCAGGAUCUUGCAGGAUUUUUUACCUUAUUGUUGGAGCAUUUUGUCCUUUUUUGUUCUCUGUUUUAAAGCAUGACCUCCAAAUUUUCUAGACACUGCUGCUUAAAACAGUAAGCCAGAAGCGUGUGACUUCUGUAGCUGGAUGAGGUCUAUGUGUAUCCCACACUGGCACUAGCACUGUUCACACAUGACCAAGUCCCCACAGUUUAACAGCUGCCCCCGGGGGUUGAGCCCCUGAACCUUUCAGCGUGUACUCUCUUCACCGAUGGCAAACCUGCAAUAAUGCGGCUUAGCUUAAUUUUCUUUCACUGCAGACCAGGCUAAGCUGCAUUUGCUGUGGGCUGGAAGCACACACAUGGGUAGAAACCUCGGCUCAGCUGACUCAUGGAAACUUGUUGAACUGUGGUAACUUGACGUUGAGCCCUAAUCCGCAGCCUAAGCCGAGUGAGAACAUGGCCUUGGCUGUACGUCUCUCAGUACAUGUGAACCGGGGAACACGGUGACAACUGGCAGGUCCCUGGGGACACGUGGCGGUGUGGAGGGAAUCCCCUGCCUCGGCACAAACGCCCUGAGCUCAGCUGUCUUACUUCUUUUAAAACUCUUUUUUUUUUAGCAACACUGUUGAAGAUGUAACAUGAUAGCAAUAUAGCAUGAUCAGAAUAAAGGAGGCAUCCUUCAAAAGAGUUUCCUUUUGAAGUCUAGUGUACGAGCACCAAGCAAAACAAGCGGAGGGGAGGGCUGGCCAAGACCUCUCCUGAACACCUGCUAUGCCAGCACCUCCUUUGUCUUUCUGAUGGUGUUCCCUCGGUUUCCUGUGGUGAGAUGGUCCUUGGGCUCAGGAAUUAGGUACCAGGUAACUGGUGCAAGACCAGUGGAGAAGAAUAUUUUACCUGCCCUUUGCACAAGCGUUCGGAUGCAUUCUUUGCUCCGUGUCUCACUGAGCAGGAUCUCACGUAGGAGUCUUAAAGUGGGGGAAGGCAGUUUCCUUGGUAUCACAGGCAGAACUUGUGCUUAGAAAUGCAGAAAAACUUGGCAAGCGUCAGACAGACACUGGGAGCUGCGUGCGAAGUUUUCCAUUGACUGUGCAGUAGACAGAUAAGAUACAAAGCAGUGAUAUGUCAGACUCGUGGUGUGAUGUGCUCUGAGAUAGGACUAGACCAGAAAUGGCACCUUUUGCUGAGCAGCUCUGUCUGCUGUGUGCUCAGUCAGAGGUGCUGACAAAAUCGACUUUUAAAUACCUUUAGCAUGAACAUGCAGCUGCAGAAGCAGAAUAACUCUACUUUUUCUUACAUAUAAGUAACAGAGCUGUUUGCUGUGCUCUGGUUAGAAGCUGAACAAGGAAGAGAAUGUGACAUUUCUUAAGUGUAACUGAGGACAAAAUGUCGCCUGCAGGAGCUUUCUUCCCAGUUGUGGUAGACAAGAAGGGAAAGCUCCAUCCAACUCUCAAAGCCCAGGUGCCAUUUUGCAGCCUGGGCAACAUGAGAAGAACAGCUAUGUUUUAAGCACACGGAGGGAAAAAGCAGCAAGGUUUGUAAAUUGGCAUGGAAAACAGUGACACUAGAAAUUGGGACCAUCACUGAGGAGCUACAGAAGCCAUUAGGUGCCUCUGGCAUUCAGAGCAGUAGAAUGAUCAUUCAAAGGCAAAGUCAACCUCCUCGUCCCUUGCAGAAACCAUCCCUGGCUAGCAUGGGUGUCUCAGUUAGCAGCACCCCUUAUUGCAGCCUGGCUUUUGCUGUUGUUGCUUCCAAAUCAUCCAUACUGGGAAGUUGUUUGGGGGGUGGGGGGUAGAUUUUCACAGGAUAAGAUAUAAAGCUUUUCAGACAUACUCUCCAUUUCUUAGCAAGUAACAGCUGGGAAGGCCAGAUUGAGAGGCUUCUUGCAGCGUAGCGAUUUGAUUUCCUCAUUGCUCCCACAAGUCAUAAGUGUUAUUUUAAUAUGUAUAGUUGGGAUUAAGCUAUCACAUGUAAAAUACUGACUAAUGCACAAUAAACAAGGCAAAAAAGAGCUUGGGUUGUAGUGAACAAUGUGAAAAGACUAGAGAAAUAAAAGACUGUAAGAGAUCUCACUGCCUUUACAUCACAGUCUGAAUUCGCCAGGUGAAACUCCCCCGUAGCCGUAGCACAGAAUAGCUCCUCUGCGACAGCCCCGUCCAUGGGCUGCUUCAUCCCCACGUCACCACAUGCCGAGCCGAGGGACUCCGAGUCCUGCCACAGAGAUGGUCACCUGGGCUUUUUCAGCCUGCUGAGUGCUUCCCAGGUCCCAAAGCACGCAAUGGCCACCCUCUCCAUUGUGUUCUCUUACUGUGCAGCUGAGACACGUCUUAGAUCUUCCCCUCCUGCCCUGAUCUUAUACCAAAGAUGUUCUCACCUUCCAGGGCAGGCGCUCAGGGUGUCUAGCUCUCCGAGGCUUUGUGCCCACGUCCCGGUUGCCGUCCCCACCCUCAAUGUGAAUGAAUAACAAGCACCAGCCCUUGGCGUCUGGAGGAGCCAAGCUUGAUGCACUCAGAUGGAACAGCUCCUGGUUUGGUUCACAGCCUUUGGCCCUCCUGUCUGUACCUUGCCAACCACACUAUUUAUUUCCUAUUAUUAAGUAAUAGUAGUAUUAAACUUUUCAAGAACACACUGAACCUCUGGAACAAUGUGGUUUUCAUUAUCGUGUAUGGUUUGUUGAUGUACUGCAGACUGAACCUGACCGGUGCUCACUCUCUGCUCCCAUGGUUUAUUCCUUGGAGAGCUGAUUUCUUCCAGGCAGGAGCAGUAUCUUCCUAUGCAUCACCCUUCAGCAUAUGAUGCCCUGAUGCUGCCUGGAGCACCCAGAUGCUGUGGACCAAGAGAAAAUUUUGGCGCAGUAAUGUCAGGCAGAAACUCUUCCUGCCAUCCGUCAAAAACAUGUGUCAAGGGUGUGACCUCUGGUUUUCUCCUCCCUGGGGGACAGGGGUUGCAGCAGUAUUCAGGGUUGGCCUCACGUUCCCCCACCAAACGGGAUCAUGGUGAUUAGUAAACCCACCUGAGAAAAUCCUCUUGAAUUCUAAGCUUCAUUUGUGCUGAUAAUUGGCUGCGCUCAGAGGGAAGAUUAAUGGGUCCUACGCAGUUGGUUGGUGGAGAACUUGCAGUUCCUUGCCGCCACCACCUUUUUAUUUCCUAUCAUUAACUUAUUCCCAUUUCCAGGGCAACCAAAUAGUUUUUAUUAGUAAAUGGGAGAAAAAACAAAACAAAACAAAACAAAAAAAACCCAGAGUUUCAAUCCGAUAAGGAUCUAAGGAAGCUUACUAAAGACAUUGUACCCCACGUUAGUCAUAUGAAUGCUCUACAAGAUCAUGUUUCUUUGGCAUUUUCUGUUUGAUUUCCUAAUUCAUGUUUGAGUUGUGUUCAUGAUCUAUUUAUUUAUUUCAGAUCCUCUUAGAUCCAGCCCUGCCGGUCAUUUAGCUCAUAUGCUGGCAAAAGUCUCAAUUAUCCCGAAAGCAGAGCUGCCUGAGCAAUUACUAGCAAGGUGGGCUCACCGUGCCUAGUAAAAAUGAAGUGCUUAAUUACGUUAGGGAUUAUUGUUGUCUGCACAUUUGCUGCAAGGAGACAGAUUGAGCCACAUUUCAAUAUGCUUAUCUCUUCCACUUGCUCAUUUCCACUCCAUCCAAGCAGUCCUGUAGUUUAUAUUUGUAUAUUCAGUUCUAUUUUGCUCUUGAACCUGAGGUGACCAAUAUUGGUCUCUUCUGACAGAAGUACUUGGUACCUUUAAAUUUUUAGAUAUUGCCGAGUGAAUGACACAAUAGAUGUGAAAGUAAAUAGUUAUACAUUAGUUUGUGUAAAUUUGGGCAGGUAUUUUUAAUACCAUAGAGACUAAUAAGUUGAGAUAAACCAUGGCCAAAAGCUGAAUGGAUCCAAAUGCCCAGUUCCCGUUUAAGCCCAUGACCAUUCCACAGGGAGAGCUUUCUCAUCUCUGUUCCCUGAGGCUGUUUCUGCAUUGCAGCGUAGAGUAGAGAUACCAAAUCUAACUUUAAAUUAGCUACCACGGGCAGACUAACUGCAGCAGCAUGUAGUUCAGCAUAUCCUGUGUCUUGGCAAAAUUAGAUACCUCUCUAGAUGAAUGCUUUGUAAGCAAACCUACAUAUCCUAAGGAAGACUUUUACAACUCAGAAAGGAGGGACAACUAUGAAUUAAAUGAAUUUGGUCUGCAUAGUUUUCUUAUGGCUGUCUAGAAUUGCUAGUGUCCUGCGUGUAGUUGCCUAUAGCUAUCGUGAUGUGCUAAUUGCGCCCCCCCCCCCCCCCCCCCCCGAUUCUGUUGUAAGCUCAUCUGGUGAUAUUCUGAGUCUCCAGCCAGUUCUCAGCCAGGCAAAGCCCACGGGAAGGACAUCUGGAGGUGCGCUGCCUUCAGGAAGACUGGGGGCGGCUCUCGGGAUCAGUCCCGGUGCUGUUGCACGCUUUGGGAGCGUGUAUCCACAGCAACGCGUUAAACCUACCUGGUAAAUGGAAGUAGAUGAUCAGGCCAUGGAAGGAGACAGAGAAUUUGGCGGAGGGUUGUGUAUGUGUUUUGUGCCCCCCAGCACGCACACUGUUCCCCCUGCUAUUAACUUCCAGUUAGGACCUUUCUUGAACUCUUAGUGUCAGAGUAAAGUUUUCUUAUGCUGAUAAUGUGUUUGUAUUAUGCAACGUACUCAGAAAAAAAAAGAGAUUAUCUCUCUACGACUGUCCUCUCCUCUCGAGAAUCUGUUCUCUUCUGUACAUAUGAUAUGCAGAAUGUAUGGGAGUCUUACCAGCGUUGGUUUGCAUUUUCAAGACUGUACUAAUUAAUGUGUGAUACUAUUGUGUUCUCGUAGUGGCAUCUUUGAUGUAAGAUGUAAAAACUAUUUAAAUUUAAUUUUUUUGUUAUUGUUCAGCUUUUAGAGAUAGCACCAAGGACUGCAUGUUCACUAGAAUCAGCCUUUUCCAAGGGCCGUUGUAGCUGCACACAGGCGCCGGUGUUUCACCCAGAGCAUAGUAACCACGUUCUUGUUUUAAUAGGGGUCAGUUUUGAGCGGAAACUUAAAUUUUCCUGAAGCACCUAGUUUUCUGUCUUUCCCUCUCUCAGACUCAAGCUUCCCGCUCCCGCGCUGUGUGCCAGUCCCGGCCCCAGGACGAGACCCAGCCAGGGGGGUCCUCCUUGCUGCACCCCGCUGGCCCCAGUGUCAGGCUUCCUUGUCCCUUACCUCACCCUUGUGCACGCUCGGUUUUCCUCGGCACUGCUGGCUAUACCAGGACAAAACCGAUGGGAUCGCAUUUUAAAACUAUUUGUGCAAGUGACUUUAAAAUUAAUGAACUAAAAUUUUGAGGAAUUAAGCAAUGAAGGAAAAGAAGAGACUGAGCGGCAAGUUUGGAGUCUGAAUCUUAUUGGGGUGCUUAAUAUAGCAAGAACUUGGGGUCAGUCCCCAAAAGACGGGACCAUUUGGGUGGCUUAGGUCUACAUUUCUUGUCGGGUUUGGAGAGGGAAGAGGGGCUCGGAUCUAGCUUUUCUGGCAGGGCUGGCUUACUCAACAGAUUGAGUCUGAGAGAGGUGUUUCUCCAGAUCAUGUCCUGGGCCAAAAGACAAGACAUGCUGCAGCUUAGGAGUUGUGGGGUUUUUUUUCUUUUAGUUUCUUUCUUUUUAAUGGAGAAAGCAGUUCAAACUGCACCUGGCAAAAUGACUGACUUCAAAAGCAUGUUUUUCCUUGUUAUAUAGACACUCACAAAACAGCAUUGUGUGGUUAAAAAGGCGCGUUUGUGACAGUUUCUUUUUCAGUGCCAAAAUAUAUAAGCAGUAUUGUUUGAAAGGAAAUAAGAAUUUUUUUACUGUAUUGUUAUUACUGUUGAACAAAUAUGGUUUUUAAAUGUUAGAUUUUGAAGACUUUUGUAUUGUAAACUGUUUUGUGACAUGGUGCUUUUUCAUACUGGAAUUACUGAUUGCACCUAAAUAUGAAUUAUUUUGUUUUCUUAUAUAAAUAUGUAACCUUGAACAAUCUUGAUGAAAACCAAUGUAUGGUGGAUACUGACGGUUCAAACAAAUUCUCCUACUGAAAUCCCCUAAAUGUUCUUUCCUACUAAUAAAUAUUCUGCUGCAGCUAGC